Molecule: messenger RNA, 2651 nt
Organism: Cheilinus undulatus (humphead wrasse)
Lineage: Eukaryota; Metazoa; Chordata; Actinopteri; Labriformes; Labridae
Product: coiled-coil domain-containing protein 136-like
Exons: 9
Coding region: 244-1485 (413 amino acids)
Biological process (GO): acrosome assembly; single fertilization
Cellular component (GO): acrosomal membrane
Source: RefSeq, a predicted model, not a curated record
GGAGGAGGUAUGUGCUCUGUGGAGCCAUAAAGAGGAAACAGAGCUGCAGCAGACUAAGCUGCGCCGUCUGCAUCUCUACACCAGUCAUCUCUGAGCUCCAGGAUGAAGGGGCUGCAGCGGCUUAGCCUACCCGGCGCGUGAGGACCCUCCCUGGGCUGCGUCCGCCUCCUCCUCAGCCGUCUGUGUGGAGCUGUGAUCCUCAGUCUCGCUCUGCAGCAGCGUCUCUCCUGCAUCAGCUGCAACAUGGACGGACUUCGCCUGCCCCCCCUCAUAGAGGAGGUCCUCGACUCGUCUGAUGAGUUGUGUGAGCUGAAGGAGGACAAACCCAUCAUGUUAGGAGAAACUCUGACAGCCAAAGAAAGGGAGUCUUUGGAGGAGAAGGAGGAGACGAUGGGAGACGGAGAGGAGAAGGAGGUGAAGGAGGAGAAGGAAGAGGGAGAGCCAGGAGGAGGAGGAGAGAAGGAUGAAGAGGAGGAGCUGGAGGAGCUGAGAGCUCAGGUGUUACAGCUGCUGCUGGAGCUGGAGGAGACCAGAGAGGUUUCUCAGAAACAUGAGGAGAGCUUCCUGGAGCUGCAGGGUCUACUGGAGGACGAGCGUUUGGCGAGCGCUCAUCAGGCCGAGAGUUUCACCAGACAGAUCCAGAGACUGCAAGCCCAGCUGAGGGCGCUGCAGGAGGAGAUGGACACUCUUGAGGAGGAGAAGGAGAGCGAGCUGGAGGAGGCUCAGGAGGAGCUGCGCGCGGCUCAGGAGGAGGUGCUGAUGCUGCAGCAGGCGGCCGAGGAGGCGGCAGCGGAACGCGAGAAUGACAUCGCCUCCCUGCAGGAGGAGCUGUGCAGGCUGAGGGCGGAGCUACAGCGUCUCCAUGGCAACACGCAGGAGUACGAGCUGGAGAUCACCUCGCUGAGAGCCGAGAUCAGCAUGAAGAGCCAGAACACGCACACACAUGGUGACGUGGGUCAGCUGACGGAGGAGUUUCUCUCUCUGAAAGAUCAACAACAAUCUCUGAGCGACACAAACAAAGAGCUGAGCAACAAAGUUGAGCAACUGCAGCAGCAACGAGACACGUGUGAUGACGUCUACCUGGCGGUCAGAGGAGAUGGUGACAGUAAACCUGAGCAGGUGAAGACGGACUCUUACAUCACGCUGUCUCAGUCUGGCCCUGAGGAUGUGGUCCAGGAGGAUUUUAGCUCGGAGCUGAGCAUCCUGAAGGAGCAGCUGAGAGAGGCUGAGGAGACGGCUCAGAAAGUUCAGAGAGAGUGUGACGGUUUGAAAGGCGAGCUGGUGGAGCUGCAGCAGCUCUACGACACCAGCCAGCGGGAGCGGGCGGCGCUCGAGCAGGAGCUGCAGCGCUGCAAGGCGGAGCUCCAGAAACUCGUGGGCAAGAAGUCACAGCAGGCGGACUCAGAAGGCUGGAACAUGGUGGUGGCAGCGGUUGCUGUGGCAGCGAUUGCAGUUCUGGUGGUCCCCAGCUUCACCAGGGCCUGAGGACGACACAGCAAGUGACCUCACAGGGAAGUGUUGGAUUGUGUCCAGUGUCCUGCUCUCAUACAUGAUGUCUGCUUUGUUGCCAGGAAGACACGGCAGGACGUUUUCACCCGAAGGACACGGACGCCAGUGAGUGAUGGAGGGGAAGCAAUAAGAUAAUGAAAAGAUGGCGUCGUCUAGACAGACUUUAACUCCUUCUGCAGGUUGUUGUAGCGUAGAUCUGUCGCCUGGUUUAUUGAUUUAGUCAUCCAUGUAGCACGAAGCUGUCAUUCUGCAGUAGUUUAAAGUUUCCAUAGUUUACAACCAGAGACAGAACAUUUUAAACAUUUUAUUGUAUAAAGAACCUGUUUACUGCUACCAGGGAAAAAACACUUUACUUCAAAAACAGCAGAAACACCAGACUUUUACAAGUCCUGCGUUUAAAGUAGCUUGAGUUACAAACUGCUACUUCAGAUAUCAAAAGUCCAAAUGCAGCCGUUAAGAGCCAUGUGAUUAUAAAAACACUGUAUAAUAUUUUUGGAUGAAUGCAGCGUUGUAAUGCUGCAGAUUAAAUAAGCUAUAAUCAAAUCUAUGUCAGAUAUGUCAUAUUUUAUUAGUUGAUGUAUAUUUUUGAUCUUUAUUGUAACAUUCAGAGUAAAAAGUAUAUUCAGUGUUAAAGUAGUAGAGUAUGUAGUUUAAGGUUUAACAGAAAUGUGUCAGAAUAGAAAUAUAAACCAGCAUAGAAAGAAAAGAAAGAAUACUAAGUGUUAAAUAUGCUUAUUUUUCUAUUAAUUUCCUCUUGCUGUUGUUAGGAGAGCGGUUUGAGUUGUGCUAAAAUUGGCUCUUUAUCAUGCCCUGCCCUCUUUGAUUACUGUUAUUAAGUUAAACUAAGUGUCUUAUUAUCCGGCUCCUUCACUUCCGAAACAAUAGAAAAAUACCACUCAAUUUUACGAACGUUGUAAAAUUAGCUUCAGAAAAAUAUUUGAGACAGGAAACAGUAGGGUGUAUGAGAACUCAAAAUCUCUUGUUAACUUGUUAAAAUUGUUAAAAAAAAAAAGCAUCAGAAAUCAGUAAUAUUUUAUUUUGCUAAAGAGAGAAACAAGAUGCCAUAUACAUUCUGAUCUGCCUUACUAGCAUUAACGUCAAGUUGUGAGAUUAACUCCAAUAAGCCAAGCCUGUAAAAUUAU